Molecule: messenger RNA, 678 nt
Organism: Scheffersomyces stipitis CBS 6054
Lineage: Eukaryota; Fungi; Ascomycota; Pichiomycetes; Serinales; Debaryomycetaceae
Gene: GPM1.3
Product: phosphoglycerate mutase
Exons: 1
Coding region: 1-678 (225 amino acids)
Biological process (GO): negative regulation of programmed cell death; fructose 1,6-bisphosphate metabolic process; regulation of pentose-phosphate shunt
Cellular component (GO): cytosol
Molecular function (GO): fructose-2,6-bisphosphate 2-phosphatase activity
Source: RefSeq, a predicted model, not a curated record
AUGACGAUAGACGUAGUGUCAAAUGAGGAUCCUGAAAUUCUCCGUAUUUUUGUGGUUAGACACGGCCAAACGGACCAUAAUGUCCAGAAGAUUCUCCAGGGCCAUUUAGACAUAGACAUUAACGAGGUUGGGCAGGAUCAAUCAGAAAAGGUUGGAGAGUUUUUUUCCCAGAUAGACAUCGAUGAGUUCAUAUCUUCGGAUUUGAUAAGAUGUCGCAAUACUGUUGCUGAGAUAGUAAAGCGUCAAGACGAGCAGAAGUCUUUGAGAUUCACUUCCAAUUUGAGAGAACGAGAAAUGGGAAUAGUUCAAGGCAUGUACUUGAAGGAUGCUCUCGCCAAAUACGGUGAGAAUUUCCGCAACAUGGGCGAAACAAAGGUCCAGUUACUUCGUAGGAUCGAUGAGGAAUGGCAGCAUGUCAUCAAGCUGAAUCGUAACAGUAAGAACGUGCUUCUUUGCACCCAUGGAGGUGUGAUUACAGGAUUCACAAAUUAUUUGUAUAAGGACAAGAAGUACCAACUAAGCAAAUUUUUGGAACCCCAUGAUUUGAAGGUUCCAUUCAACACUUCGGUCACGGUUAUUGACAUCAAUAAGGAUACCAGCCAUGGGACCAUACAGACCUUUGGAAACACAUCACAUUUAGGUGGCCAGUUCGAAGUCAAGGACCAGAGAUUAAGAUAG